UUGUACUUAUCCUUUGACGUUAAUAUAUGUAUGGGUACCACCUUGUCCAAUACCAAAUUUAAUGUCGCUGUUUGGCUUCAGUAUAAAAAUUUACAAAACUUAAUACAAACAUAUUCAUAUAGCAUUAAUUAUAUAAUUUUACUUCACUGACCCCGGUAGUAAAUAGAUAAACUUUACCUAUUGAUGUAUCCAAUUCUUACGCCAUAUUAUCCAAUGUGCGCGUUUUAUCUUUUCUAUUUUUCAAAAACAGUUGUAAAUGUGGGCUCUUUGAUUUAAAUGUAAAUGUUAAGCUUUUAAUACAACCUGGAAAUAAAUCCAUAUAGGAUAAUAAUAUCAAAGAUACAGGAGGGAAAGGAAGGAACUUGAUGUAUUAAUGGCAUCCUCCGCGGCAAACGACAUAGGCGACAAACAAAAAGGACAAAACUACGUUCGGCUUAACUUGGUGGUUUUCAAACUUUCAACCCUUGUACUUAAAGCAAGGUUUGACCUAACUGUCCCACCAGGACCACAACUCCACCGAGAGAUUAACAAAUCCACAAAGAAAAUCAACAAUGGCAGAAGUAAAAAGCUUAUAAGCCAGAAGCAAUAUGAUUUGCUUUUCCCAAAAACUGGUCCUCCGAGCUCAGAAAAGUUCGAUAUCACUUUGUUGGUAUAUUUAUUGAAGAAUAUAUGCGGACUUGACGGCAAAUGUAAAUGGUGGGCUGAGAAAGACAACAAGAAUAUACCCGAAACUGAAGUUGGGGAAAUUGCAGAUAUUGUGCGAAUUCGAAAUGUUCGAAAUGAGAUUAAUCAUCUACAAAAAGCAAUUAUAGAUCAAAAGGCCUUCGAAGAAAAGUGGGACAUUACUGAAAAGGCAAUGUUGCGCUUAGGAGCGAUUUGUAAUUUGUCUGACUUGAAGAACGAAUUAGAUACAGUCAAGAAUCAGCCAUUCAAGACAAUUAAAGAAAUGAUGCAAUCUCACGGGUUUGAUGACGAUUACGGAUAUCUCGAUGACGACGAGGAAAUAUACGAUGAUAACUAUUAUGAUCACUUUGACGACUAUACGGAGGAAUACGAGCAUGAUAACAAUGAUUACAAUGAUUACGAUGAUCAUGAUGAUCACGAUAGUUACAAUGAUUAUGAUGAUUACGAUGAUCAUUAUGCUCACGAUGAUUACAAUGAUCACGAUGAUAACAAUGAUUUCGAUUAUUACAAUGAUCACGAUUAUCAUGAUGAUUACGCUGAUCAUGAUGCUCAUAAUGCUCAAGAUUAUUACAAUUAUUACAAUGAUCACGAUUAUUACGAUGAUUUCGAUUAUUACAAUGAUCACGAUGGUCAGGAUGAUCACGAUGAUGAUAAUGAUCACGAUGAUCAUGAUGAUAACGAUAAUUACAGUUAUAACAAUGGUCUCGAUGAUAACAAUGAUCACGAUGAUUACGAUGAUCAUGAUGCUCAAAAUGCUCAAGAUGAUUACAAUUAUUACAAUGAUCACGAUUAUUACGAUUAUAACAAUGAUCACGAUGGUCAGGAUGAUCACGAUGAUGACAAUGAUCACGAUGAUCAUGAUGAUCAUGAUAAUUACAAUGAUAACAAUUGUCACGAUAAUAAUAAUGAUCAUGAUGAUUACAAUUAUUACAAUGAUCACGAUGAUUACGAUGAUGAUAAUGCUCAAGAUGAUAACAAUUAUUACAAUGAUCACGAUUAUUACGAUUAUUACAAUGAUCACGAUUGUCAGGAUGAUGACGAUGAUGAUAAUGAUCACGAUGAUAACAAUUAUUACAAUGAUCACGAUUAUUACGAUUAUUACAAUGAUCACGAUUGUCAGGAUGAUGACGAUGAUCAUAAUGAUCACGAUGAUUACGGUUUCAUUUUAUUAUGAAAAUGAUCAAGAUAAUGGCGAUGAUGUUCAUGACUCUUAAUUUUUUUUUUGGUUUACUAUCUUUUUGAAGCAUUGGUAACGAUUAACGUAUACACGUACGGGAAUCUCAUUUUACGCGCGAGAAAUAUAAAUAGAAACCUUGUGUAACUUAUUCAAUUCAUAUUUAAAUUAUCAACCUUUCUUCUUGUAUUAAAAGUUAAUUAUAUAUUGAGUUGAAUUGUUAAGUAGCGUUGAUCUCAUUUUUACGGUAUUAACGUUAUGAAUUUAAAAAAAAAUACCAAUCAAUCAAUAAAUGGUUGAAAUUUGAAAA
Ruditapes philippinarum (Manila clam) is the source of this 2168-nucleotide messenger RNA. Its product is annotated as protein PFC0760c-like. The transcript has 4 exons. NCBI's taxonomy places the organism in Eukaryota, Metazoa, Mollusca, Bivalvia, Venerida, Veneridae. The record is from RefSeq and is a predicted model, not a curated record. The coding region runs from base 374 to 1858 and encodes 494 amino acids.